CCGGGUUCUAAUGUUUACAACUGGCAGCAGCAUUGAGGGCGCAGAGCUGUUUAUCUGGCUCAUGAUAAAAACAUAUUUUAUGUUAAAAACAACAUGUGCUUCAAGUGCUAGGAUUUAUCUACUCUGACGAUCUUUCCAGUGGAACAGGCAGCAGGACUCCAUCAUCGGGAUCAGCUGCUGAGAGUCCAAGUAUAGAAUAGGCCAUGAAGAAGAAAAGCAGACGUCCGAGGUCCAGCAGGACACAGACAACAGUGAGUGGCAGUGAGGAGAAGAGGCCGCCAGGAAACAGAGGAAGACCUCGGAAGACUGUCCCUGCGACCACAGACAGUUUCCACCAUGAUAACACUGCAAAAGACGAGGCCGGCAAGUUGGACCUCAGUGUGACAUCAGCUGAAAACCCACAAAAACAUCCCGAGAGCAAGUCCAAAUCUUCAGCAGGUAGACUGUCAACCGCUGUUUGUCGGCUCUGUCAUGGGAAGUUCUCUCCACGCAGCCUCCGGCACGCCUUCAACACGUGGCCUCAGGAUUCCAUUGAUAUUGUUGAUGAUGAGUCAGAUGCCAUGGCCCAGUCCCCCCUUUUGUUCCACACAGACUUCCAGCGACUGGUCGGGGUCCAGUUGGAUCGUGACCCCCGGCUAUCUGAGUUUAUCUGCAAGAAAUGCCACGCAAAGUUCUACAAGUGCCACAGCAUCCUGAUCAGGUUCCUGCAGAGAGUCAACCUCCCACCAGUUGGGAAAGAGAACCUGAAAAGCCAGAAGCUUCUGAAGUGCCCAGAGUCCUCAGUAAGCCAUGGCUCAACAACACCACCAUCCUUUACCUCAGACCCUAAGUGCCUCCACAGCCUCGUGUCCUGGGCUCACCACCAUGGAGAGGCCUGCCGCUCCUGCCCCGAUCUGAAGGAGGUGCUGGAGGACCAGUGCUGGGGUUCUGUCAAGGCUGUAUGGAGUUGCGUUGACGGUCACAGAUACAUCAUGGACACUCAGUGCGCAGCCGCUACCAACCCAGGGUACACGAUGAACUUAAGCAGCGGAGCGUUAGGGAGUGGUAAUGGUGAUGGAGUGAUGUCAGAGGAGGAGGAACAGGAGGAGGAGGAUGGAGAAGAGAAACCCAGCAGGAAUGAAAGGACCCCAGUGGGUAGUAUAAGCACUCUGGCUCAACACAGUCCACCUGCGGUCACAGCGCAGACUCAGAGCUCAGCGCUGGCUCACUGGACCAGUAACACUGAAGAUUUUACAGGUCAUGACGAGGCGCUGUCUCCUGCUCCAGCCCAGCUGGAGGACAGGGCUGCUGACAGUGAUCUGUCUGACAGGGUAAUCUCCGAGGAUGACUUUGAGGAGAGUAGAAAAGGAGUUUUAUCAGACGAUGAGUUGUUCGAGCCGUAUUCGGACAAGAGAGCUCGCAGGGUGACCGUUCCCAACAAGAGAAGACGAAGCCCGGUCGCACCGGAGGAGCCCAAAAUCAAAAAGAAACCCGGACCCAAACCUGGCUGGAAGAACAAGUUCAAACCUAAAGGAGAGGAGCUGCCCAACAUCUACAAGUGUCCAUAUCAGGGCUGUACAGCCGUCUAUAGAGCUCCUGAUGGUUUGAAGAAGCACAUCAAGGAGCAUCAUGAGGAGGUGAGAGAGCGACCCUGCCCUCAUCCUGGCUGCAACAAGGUUUUCAUGAUCGACCGCUACCUGCAGCGACACGUCAAGCUCAUCCACACAGAGGAGAGGAACUACAUUUGUGACCAGUGCGGCCAAACCUUCAAACAGAGGAAACACCUUUCAGUUCACCAGAUGAGACAUUCAGGAGCCAAGCCACUACAAUGUGAGGUGUGUGGCUUCCAGUGUCGCCAGCGGGCGUCACUAAAGUACCACAUGACCAAACACAAGGCAGAGGCCGACUUGGAGUUUGCGUGCCUGAUGUGCGGGAAACGUUUCGAGAAGGCCCACAAUCUGAACGUCCACAUGUCUAUGGUCCACCCGCUGACUCAGGCCGAGGCUCAGAGAGGCAGCAGUCAGCAGCAGCAGCCGCCGCUGUACUCCGACCUGCACACCAUCACUCUGACCGGGGAGGUGGUUCAGCAAGACCAGGACAGAUGACGGCAGGGAGUCCAGGUCCACGUCUGCUGCACGCGUACAUAAACUGUGGAACAGGGACAAGUUCUGACCACAUGUACUGUAGUUUUCAUUUUUCCACGUUCAGCUCUUGACUUGGGCCUGCUGUAUGGCCACUGGCUUCACCGGCCAAUACAAAACAUAUUUAUCUCAGCUCUCUACCAACAUACCAAUUUUAGCAUAAGAUGAAAGUCAAACUGUUUCCUUCAACAUAAAUGAACAUAUAUCGACCAAUCUGUUGACAAUACUGUCUCAAGGACAACUCUUAAUGGUUUUCAAGAACCAUUUUCAGUCCAGAAUUAAUCUGUUUUAUUGUCAGCACUUCCUCCGACCAGUAUACCACAAGUUUAGGUUUUAGCUUGUUCUAGGGGAAGCAGCAGUGUUUCCUUUACAUGUAACAUUGACAGACGCAGUAGUGCAACCUGAUGCACUUCCCGUAGUUUGCGACAGUAAAAUACGUUUGUCUGUCUUAAGGGAGAAUAGAUUUAAAAAAAAUGUUAUCCUGGAUUUUAAAGUUGUAAUCCUCAAGUUUUCAGUUAUUUGACUUGGCAACACCUGUGGCCUGUCUCUUUAGCAGCUUUUUAUAAAUUGCACUGCUGUCCAAAAAAAAAAACCCCAAAACAUUCCACGGCCUUGCCUUGUAGACUCAUUUUGAUGAACCAUCACUGUUAGUGCUAAACUCAGUCUGUUACUUUAAUGUGAUGCAGCAGCAGUAGGAAAUGUUGGGUUAGCAUUAGCAGUAACUUGAUACAGUUGGCCAGUAAACGGUGAGUGAGAUCACUCACAAAGUUACAGUAACACUGGAUUACACAUGGCAUUGUUUCCUGCCAGUCUCAUGGUCGUACGUGUGAUAUUUAAAUCCAGUGUGCGAAUGGUGAACGCUGCCCCAACAAUAAAAAACAGUAUGUAAAGAGAUAAUAGAAAAAAAUGGUGACCAUAACUAUCUUAAAAAAGUGGCGGAUUUUGUGAAAAUCUUGAGGAUUAUAGCUUGAAAUGUCAACAACCACAUCUGGUGCCUCUGUUAAAGAUGAUUUUACACUGCCUGUGGAGCUUAUAUACAGACAUUUUUAUUUGUAGCAGCCACAUACUACCGACUGCGUAGCCUGCAUAGACGCAGUGGUAAAGUCCUAUAAUGCAAUAUUCUUUUUACAUAAUACAUGUAAAGCACUUAACCUCCUCACAGUGCAAAUGGUUGUGCAGAACGAUUUCUAAGAACAUUCACUUCAGUUUUAUAGGUCACUGUUUUUUUUAUUAAGUUAUUACAAUGCUAAGUACUCUUUUUAAGAGGUUACCUCUGUAUUGUAAACAGUGAAAAGGGCUUCAGAUGUACAUGUGUAUAAGAGAGUCCUUUGUGCAUUAUGUACAAAAAGGCAUGUAAAUAAAAUGUAUAAAAGACGUUUUUUUACAAAUCAGAGUAUCAACAUUUUUUU
This is a messenger RNA of Chelmon rostratus (copperband butterflyfish), 3529 nucleotides long. It is a transcript of the gene znf276, whose product is annotated as zinc finger protein 276. The transcript is spliced from 12 exons. Gene Ontology annotation, biological process: regulation of transcription by RNA polymerase II. The coding region runs from base 204 to 2084 and encodes 626 amino acids. Gene Ontology annotation, cellular component: nucleus; kinetochore; chromosome. NCBI's taxonomy places the organism in Eukaryota, Metazoa, Chordata, Actinopteri, Chaetodontiformes, Chaetodontidae. Gene Ontology annotation, molecular function: zinc ion binding; transcription coregulator activity; chromatin insulator sequence binding. The record is from RefSeq and is a predicted model, not a curated record.